AUCUAACGUUGCGACCAUCCGUCCGUCCCCUCCAUACCACCAAACCAAGCAGAAGCACAACAAGCAGUCCUCACCCCAAGCUGGAGGCCCACCACCGCUGCGCAAUCCCUAACCCAAGUAUCAUCCAGUGGUACAAAGAGAAGAAAUGGAGCAAACUUUGGAUGUAUGUAGAUUGUCGAGACCACCAAUGCCAAUGGCCCAACAACAUAUGGAUGAAUUUUGGAGGGAUCGGCAAAAAGAUAUUGAGACGACAAAGGACUUUAGUGAGCACGUGAUCCCUAUGGCCCGUUUAAAGAAGAUUGCAUCUUCCCAAAAGGGUAACAUGAUGAUGACCUUUGACAUGCCAGCAUUCUUGUCAAAGAUGUGUGAGCUCUUUGUACAAGAGCUUGCUAUCCGUGCAUGGGCAUGUGCUCAAUCCCAUAACCGUUGCAUCAUACUAGACAUUGAUAUUGCUGAAGCCAUUGCCUCCAUAGAGUCUUAUGACUUUCUUGUUGAUAUCCUCCACAAUCAUCGUGCAAAGUACAACUCAACUCCUUGUUCAGUGCCUACUACAAAGCGUUGUAGGCUAGUUGAUCAGCCUUCCAUAUCUCACCUUCCCCAACAACACCAGCGGCCACAAUUUGCUCCAACAUAUACUUCGACCAUCCCUAUGACUCCCAAUUUAAUGCCACCAAUAUCUCAUUAUAGACCAGCCUUGUUUUCAUCCUUACCACAAGAAGUGUCUGUGUUGAUGGCACCCACACCCAAUGUGAAUGGAUCAAUGUUGCUUGUCCACAACAUAGCAAAUGGUUUGGGCUUACAAGGAAACAACAUCAACGUAGUCACCAACAAUAACGUCACAGACAAUACUAUUGACUCUAGUGCACUUCUUUCAACUACAAAUAGUCCUACUUUGCUAGAAUCUUCAGGGGCACUACUAAGAACCCCAAAUUAUGACUCCUACAUAUGUAUGAUGGGUAUGAUCAACUCUAGUGAUGCCAGUGGAUCUGGUACAAGCAAUGUUGUUGUUGCUAACCAAACAAGUCUUGCCCUCCCUGGCCAUUUUGAUCCCACCAUCAUCCUGGAGUCCCUGUGCCCUUCGUUCUUACCUAGGGACAACGAUGACAUGAUUGUUGCUAUGCUGGAGGAUGCACACAAUAGCAACACAAUGUGUGUUGCUAAUGAUGUUGUUAAUGAUACUGCUAUGGUUUUGAAUGGUCAACAAGAUCAACAUGAGAGAGAAACUAAUGCUGAGUGUGAUGAUCAAAACGAGAUAUAUGGAAACAUUGAUGUCGAAACAAUCAACGCUACUACCACAGAUGGUAAUAAAUGCAGUAUUAGCUGGGAUGAAUUGGGUAUGGCCGAUGAUUCGUUGCUAGAGACAUUUUUGGAGGAGCUUCAAUUAAGAAAGGACGAUGCUUUGGACACCGGGAUUGCACUGGACAAAAAUUCACACUUUGAUGAUAUCGUUUGGUCAAAUCCAAGCACUAGUAAUGGAAACAAAUAAAGGAGCUGACAAGUCUUUAUUUAUAUCUUUGUGUAACAAUUAAGUUGUAAACCUUUGAUAUGAUUUCUUUCGUAUAGUAAGAAAAAAGUGCUUGAGUAUUUAUACCAUAGUACAAUCCCGCUUACCAUCAUAUACUAGUUGGAUGAAGUUGGAAGUCAAACAAAUGCUAUAGCUUUAAUGAAAAAUAGAGUGAAGUAAGGUAGAGCUCUCGAAAAGAAGAAUUAAAUUGUUGAAUUGAAGCGGCAUUAGAGUAGCUAUGCAACUC
Messenger RNA from Oryza brachyantha (malo sina), 1751 nucleotides. RefSeq lists its product as uncharacterized. Lineage: Eukaryota; Viridiplantae; Streptophyta; Magnoliopsida; Poales; Poaceae. Gene Ontology annotation, biological process: regulation of DNA-templated transcription. The transcript has 2 exons. The record is from RefSeq and is a predicted model, not a curated record. Bases 146 to 1486 code for a protein of 446 amino acids. Gene Ontology annotation, cellular component: nucleus. Gene Ontology annotation, molecular function: DNA binding; protein heterodimerization activity.